AAUCAAUUUAAGCAAAUCAAAACUCAGAAGAUAACAACCUUUAAAACAUCUCUCAUUUUCGAUUCGGUUUCCGUAAGAAACAGAAAACAAUGAGCCUGAACUGCCUCGCUUGCCACAUCUUGCAAAGAACAGACUCGGACAGAGAAAUAGGAAGCCUUAAAGAUUCAAACUUCAAAGAAAAUUUCGCAACUUCAAGGUAUGACAAGAUGGUAAGGAACAGAUCAUCGCUGCCAGUAGUAAGACGGGUCAAUAAGGGUCAUCGCAGGCUUUACAGUGCGGAGAUCAUGGUCUAUGGGGAACUGGACGAGCCCAAGCUGGUCAGAAGCAGUGGGAUCAGAAGGGAUUGGAGCUUUGAGGAUCUAAAGAAACAUAAAGAUCAGCUAAGAAUUGAAGAGACAAUAAAGGAAUAAGACAGAUCAUCCUUUUGCUAGGUUUCUUCUAAUGUUCUUGUUCUUGACCUGUUAACCUGUUCUGUUGUUUUUGAUAAGUUUACGGAUUUUCUGUGAUCCGACAUGAUUAAAUCUGUGAAAGUUCA
Messenger RNA from Arabidopsis arenosa, 535 nucleotides. Lineage: Eukaryota; Viridiplantae; Streptophyta; Magnoliopsida; Brassicales; Brassicaceae. The record is from the annotation of a GenBank genome assembly.